Messenger RNA from Anopheles marshallii, 1122 nucleotides. RefSeq names its product cAMP-dependent protein kinase type I regulatory subunit (gene Pka-R1). Gene Ontology annotation, molecular function: cAMP-dependent protein kinase regulator activity. The record is from RefSeq and is a predicted model, not a curated record. Gene Ontology annotation, cellular component: cAMP-dependent protein kinase complex. Lineage: Eukaryota; Metazoa; Arthropoda; Insecta; Diptera; Culicidae. Gene Ontology annotation, biological process: regulation of protein phosphorylation. The coding region runs from base 1 to 1122 and encodes 373 amino acids. The transcript is spliced from 5 exons.
AUGUCGAACGCACAGGAGGAAGAGCAACACCUGCGGGAAUGUGAAUCGUACAUCCAGACGCACCGGAUCCAGCGGUUGCUGAAGGACUGCAUUGCGCAGCUGUGCGUGUCCCGGCCCGACAAUCCGAUCGUGUUUCUGCGGCAGUACUUCCAGAAACUGGAAAGGGAACAGGCAAAGCUGGACGCCAGCAAGCAAGCGGCCACUCCGGACGAUCUCGAUGAUCUGAGCCCGAUGCCACAGACGGCGGUACCGCCGGUACGGCGCAGGGGCGGCAUCUCGGCCGAACCGGUCACCGAAGAGGACGCCACCAGCUACGUGAAGAAAGUCGUACCGAAGGAUUACAAAACGAUGGCCGCCCUGUCGAAAGCGAUUGCGAAGAAUGUGCUGUUUUCGCAUCUGGACGAAAACGAACGGUCGGACAUCUUCGACGCGAUGUUUCCCUGCAACUUUCUUCCCGGCGAACCGAUCAUUCAGCAAGGCGACGAGGGUGACAACUUUUACGUCAUCGACAUCGGCGAGGUUGAGGUCUUUGUAAAUAAUGAGCAGGUAACGACGAUCAGCGAAGGUGGCAGCUUCGGUGAGCUGGCCUUGAUCUAUGGUACGCCCCGUGCAGCCACCGUCCGUGCCAAAACCGAUGUGAAACUGUGGGGCAUCGAUCGGGACUCGUACCGCCGUAUUUUGAUGGGUUCGACGAUUCGGAAGCGCAAAAUGUACGAAGAGUUCUUGUCGCGCGUCUCAAUUCUAGAGAGUCUCGAUAAAUGGGAACGACUUACGGUGGCCGAUGCGCUUGAGCCGGUUAGUUUUGAGGAUGGAGAAACAAUCGUGAAACAAGGUGAACCGGGCAACGAUUUCUACAUUAUCGUGGAAGGAUGUGCAACAGUUAUGCAGAAGCGUGGAGAGAACGAAGAAGCUGCUGAAGUUGGUCGCCUUGGUCCAUCGGAUUACUUCGGAGAGAUUGCGCUGCUGCUCGAUCGACCCCGUGCUGCAACCGUCAUCGCCCGUGGUCCUCUCAAAUGUGUCAAGUUGGACCGGGCCCGGUUCGAACGUGUGCUCGGCCUGUGUGCCGAUAUUCUCAAGCGAAACAUUACCCAGUAUAACAGUUUCGUUUCACUGUCCGUUUAA